UUUUGGGGGUUUUUAUGAACAUCUUCUAUAUUUAUUUGUUUUUGAAGAGGAAGCCACUCCCCACUCGACGAACCCAAAAGAGGCCAAAAAACCAACACCCCAGAAAAUCAAGAAUUGACCAGCAUGGCCUGCUCUUCACUGUGCUCCCCCAAAUUCCUGGUGAUCUUCCUUCUACUCUCAGCCAUACCAAUAGGCUACCUAAUAUCCUUGGAGUUGGCCAAACCCACCACCCACGUGUACCACUACCACAGCACCGGCUGGCUCCGAGAGUGCGCCAAGUGGGACGAUCUGAACCGUCGCUUCCUCGUCUCGUUCUUGGGCGGCGGCAUCGGCGAGAUUCCGGUGCCCGAGGACGAAGAUCACAAAGUUUUGCAGGAAGUGGCCGUGGUCAAACACGUUGACUUGGCUGGAAAUGCUUCGCUGGGACUCGUCAUCGACCGCCCCAGGAAUCGCCUCCUAGUCGCCACUGCCGACGUUAAGGGAAACCGCUACGGUGCGCUGGCCGCCUACGACUUGUCCACGUGGGAGAGGGUCUUUCUCACCCAGCUCAGUGGCCCAAGUGAUGAAAAAUCAUUCGCAGAUGAUGUUGCAGUUGAUGCAGAAGGUAAUGCGUAUGUAACAGAUUGCAAAGCCAGUAAAAUUUGGAAGGUUGGAGUGGACGGCAAGUUCCUAUCGAUAAUCAGAAGCCCGCUCUUCACUGAAAAGGAGUGGUACAGAAACUUGGUUGGGCUGAACGGAAUUGUUUACCACCCAGAUGGGUUCUUGAUAGUUAUUCACACUUUCAGCGGCAAGUUGUUCAAGAUUGAUCUAGCAAAGGGAGAGGAAGUGAAGCUCAUUAAGGUAGUCGGAGGAAUGCUAACAUUCGGAGAUGGUCUAGAGUUACUAUCUCCCACCAAGAUUAUAGUUGCUGGGAACCCUUCUGCUAGAUUAGUGGAGAGCUCUGAUGGCUGGGAGACAGCUUCGGUAGUGGGAACAUUCUCGGGUCCGAAGCAUCGGUUGGCCACAGCAGCAACUGUGAAGGAUGGGAAGGUGUAUCUCAGCCACAUGGUUGGGCUGGGAUACCCUAAGAAAACGCAUGCCCUCGUUGAGGCGGUCUUUUCUGCUUGAAACUUAAAAUGGUCUCUCAACUCAACUCAGCAACCACCAUCAUUUUCACAUGUAGAUUAGAUGUUGUCUGCGGAAUUUUAAUUGGAUGUCGUGUGUGUAUCAGUAAACCACAUUUUUACAUUUUUAUAUAUAUUUGGAACAAUCAGGUUUCUGGGCUGAAUUGAUGUAUUAACAGGCUGGGUUUAUGCGUACCGUGUCUGGGGUUCUAGUGGACCUUUAUUUUCAUGCAGCUCUGUCUAUGUCUUCUCUACAACGUUUGUUUUGUUCAAUGGCCCAAUAUUUUUGGUUUUUUUUUC
Prunus avium (sweet cherry) is the source of this 1403-nucleotide messenger RNA. RefSeq lists its product as uncharacterized. Lineage: Eukaryota; Viridiplantae; Streptophyta; Magnoliopsida; Rosales; Rosaceae. The record is from RefSeq and is a predicted model, not a curated record. Gene Ontology annotation, cellular component: endoplasmic reticulum.